Ilex paraguariensis (yerba mate) is the source of this 297-nucleotide messenger RNA. NCBI's taxonomy places the organism in Eukaryota, Viridiplantae, Streptophyta, Magnoliopsida, Aquifoliales, Aquifoliaceae. The record is from the annotation of a GenBank genome assembly.
AUGGCUAAUGUCUCAGUUGAAUUCCUUCAUUCAAUAACUGAUAUAUGGAGUAUUGGAAGAAUGACUAAUUACCGCCAUAAGGUCAUUAUCAAGAAUACAUCUCAGAAGCCACUCAAGAACCUCAAGUUGAAAAUUACAAAUCUCUCAGGGUCUUUAUGGGGUCUCUCCCCAACUAAAGAGAAGAACACAUAUAAGCUUCCUCAAUGGCUAAAAGUGUUAAGCCCUAAUUCGGAGUGCAGUUUUGUAUAUAUUCAAGGUGGUCCCCAAGCUAAGGUUUCUGUUCUAAGCUACCAUUGA